CUCUUCAGCAAGUUCUCAAACUUCCAAAAGCCAGUUGUGUUUUUCCCCUCUCCCCCCCUUUCUUUCCCCUUCCCCAUCGUAGAGCUGUGCUCUAUCGAUUAAUUCACUUUCACUAAUACACCAAAAAAUCAAAUCACGGUAGCUUGCUGGUCUCGCUAUCCCCCCCAAAUUCACACUCACAUACCCCAUAAAGCACUAACUGGUUUUUGCUUGCUCGACUCGCCGUCUUACGCGCCAAUUUACAUUCUUCUUAAGAUUCGUUUUCAGUUUCGUUUUCAGCAUUACCCCUUAAUCAGUCAACAUGUCCGCCAUUCAGCUUUCGUUCUCUCUCCGUGUUUCUUCUGGCGUCAAGACCGUCCAUCUUCUUGGUUCCUGGGACAACUACGCCGGCCAGCUCCCCCUUUCCAAGGACAAGACCUCCUCCAAGUCUGGCUCGUGGAAGGGCACCUUCCGCUUCCAGCCCGCUCUUGUCCAGCCCGGCCAGCGCUACUGGUACUACUACAUCAUCGAUGGCUACCACGUUUCCCACAACCCUUCCGAGGAGUUCACCGUUGAGCCCACCACCGGCCGCUCUCUGAACAUCCUCGACGUUCCCAAGUCUUCUUCCUCCUCCAAGAGCUCUUCUCGCCACUCCCGCGACUCCGUCAAGUCCUCCAUGCGCGAGUCCCUCUCCGUCGACAUCCCCAAGGGUCGCCCUCUCUCCAUCUCCCAGAUCAAGGCUCCCAAGCCCAUGUCUCCCCACGCCACCCGUCACAUCCUCGAUGCCGACUACAACAUCGACGAGCUCUCCACCCGCUUCGCCUCUGCCGGCAUCUACGACGAGUACGAUGAGGACGUCAUCACCGACUUCGACAUGCGCUCCUCCCCCGUCUCCUCCACCGGCUCUUCCGUCAGCUACCGCUCCGACAGCUCCAGCCCCAGCUCCUCUCUCUCCGGCUACUCCACUCCCGCUUCGGACUGCUCCAGCUGCAUCUGCGAGCGCUACGGCAUCACCCGCAAGGGCGAGCGUGUCCGUCUCGACUGCGGUGGCUCGCGCUGCGGCUAUGAGGACUCCUGCUCCUCUGAGGAUGAGGAUAACUACGUUGAGCGCAGCUCUCGCCGCAACGGCAUCGUCGUCCGUGCUUAAGUGGCUUCGCCCCUGCCUCGGGUGAGGAAUUCAAAGAAGACUCCAUCCUCCACGACUUUUGGAAGGGAACUCAAGUAGGAACGUUUGUGUGUUGUGUGCAGCCCGGCCUUGUUAGUGCCAUUAAUUUGCCACCCACUGUCCCAUACUCCCAAUCCGGUCAACCAAGAAGACAUAUCGACGUCCCAGUCUCGAUUCCAGCACUCCGAUGUUUGCGCCUAGUUCGCCAUCCCGUCGCUCGGAAUUCGAUGAGAGAUAAAUACGGUCCGAUCACGCUCACUUUCAGUUGUUGAAUAGCGACUGCAGCGAGAAAAAGUGUCAGGCGACUCAGCUCUCCAAGUGACUGAAGUAUGUUGAAGUCAAGGUUUCUGUCCCCUUGCGCGCAAGCCCAACCGGCUGGUCCCUCGGGUUCGCGUCGAGGCACAGACCUCAUUCAUCAUUACAUUUUGUCGCUUACUCGACACUUUUUCUUCUGCCCAAGUGCUUUCCCACUAUUGUGGUUAAUGCUGCGGCCCCUCACUCCACGCAUGCUUGCUUGCAAGUGUGUGUGUUCCUGUGAAGUCGAUAAAGAAAACUUUUUCUUGAGAUGUAUUUUGCGUGUUUUACCAACACCAAACUUUAUUCGUCAAGCCUCGGAGUACUUGGCCCCACUGGUUGGUGGUUCAAGUCCAGCUUCGGGAUAUAAUAUUUCACCUUUGUCAAUGAUGACACUUCUCCUGGUUUCGUCGGAGGAGCAAAGCCUACUUAUUUCUGUCAAUCUUGUGGCAAUUGAACUGGAUGGUUCUUGGAAAGUUCAAAACUGGCUACUCAACUUUGUAUGACUUAUGAAGAUCAUGAAAACUCAACAAAAAAAAAGGAGGAACUGGGAUUCAAAAUCGUGGAGGAAGAAAACUGGCAGAUAAGUUGAAUAGCAUAAUUUGCUGCAGAGGCCAGAGUAGGAUAGAUACCGCUAUGAAAUCUAUGCCUCGGGAAUUGAUGAUUAUAACUUUGCUC
Molecule: messenger RNA, 2116 nt
Organism: Neurospora tetrasperma FGSC 2508
Lineage: Eukaryota; Fungi; Ascomycota; Sordariomycetes; Sordariales; Sordariaceae
Exons: 1
Coding region: 302-1126 (274 amino acids)
Source: RefSeq, a predicted model, not a curated record